Molecule: messenger RNA, 1652 nt
Organism: Mytilus californianus (California mussel)
Lineage: Eukaryota; Metazoa; Mollusca; Bivalvia; Mytilida; Mytilidae
Exons: 8
Coding region: 327-1481 (384 amino acids)
Source: RefSeq, a predicted model, not a curated record
ACCAACUAACAUAGAAGUUAACAACUAUAGGUCACUGUACGGCAUUCAACAAUGAGCAAAACCCAUACCGCAUAGUCAGCUAUAAAAGACCCCGAAAUGACAAAUGUAUAACUAACGGCCUAAUUUAUGACAAAAAAUUUAAAAAAAAACCAAUGAACGAAAAACAAGUUAAGCAAAAUAUUAUUUGUGUACCUGUUAUUUGUACAAUAGUGGCCGAUUACAGGAUAAAAUUUAUGUAUUUAUCAAAUAGUUCUUUUCUAUAUAUCUGUAUACUAUUAUUUUAGCAUUUAUUUAAUUCUUAAUCUUUACCUAAAGGUUGCCAUGAGAUGACUCCAUAUUCACAAAAACCAGUUUAUUAUAAAGAAACAUUAGGAGACUGUCAUCAUCUUUGUCAAAGUAAAGAAAUAUCGUUUUUUUCAUACAAGAAAACAGAAUGUAAAUGUCUACCAGGAUUUACAAACCCGCCAUACAGAAAAGGUCCAGAUAUAUGCGGCAGUGUUGUAUUUCAAACUUUAACAUUGGUAAACAUAUUUGAUGAAAAUAAAGGGAACUGCGUGAAAACAAUGUGUUCUAAUAAUGGAUCACACUAUAAAAGAGGUCCGCUUAUUUCAGUUUCUUGCGAUGGAAACUACGAUAUUAACAAUGUGUGUGUAAAUGCAAAUUAUUUUGGAAACAAAAUAUCACAAAAGAAUGCCUCAAAGAAUUGUAUUGGGAAUAUGAGUUAUUUACCUGGCGUCAGUGACAGUGCAUGCAGUGCAAUAGGUCGAGCAACUGACAGAGGGUGGAAAACAGCACCAAUGUGGUCAUCAAUUUUUAGGAGAGAAUAUUCCAAACAAUUCUAUAAAAAAGAUCACCAGCUACGUACAAGUCCUGUUUCCUGUAAAUAUAGAAAGUUUAACCAUGACUCGCGUGAAAGUGGAGAAAUUUACAGAGAUUGUAAUGAAAUUUUGACAUUUGCAUGUGAACAUUCAGGCAGGUCCCCUAUGACGAAAGACGUAUUGACGAAUUCUAAAAGUAAAGUCUCUGAAGCUACAGGCUUAGCUGUGGGGAUUGCAUUAGGAAUUUUCAUUAUCACCAUUUUUGUAGCUGUUUUCGUCAUUUUGAAAAGAAAAUGGAAGUGUAAUCCAGUAAUAAUCAGCUCACAUACAGCAGAUUGUAAUACAAGCAAUAUUCAAUUUACUUCUGAACCGGAAAUAUCACACGUCCGUGGUAUAAUUACCAGUGAUGAAUAUGCUGUGGUCAACAAAAGUGCAAAAGUACAUAUAGAUACAAGUAACAGGAAUAUAGAUGGGUUGUAUACAACACCAUACACAGAGUAUGACAGACUUGCACAUGGAAGAAAUACAUAUAGCAAGCAAUUACAAAAUACAUAUGAUACUGUCAAUGGUGAACAUGUGAUAUCAAUGUAUCAUACAGCUUCUAGUAAACUCAGAAUAUCAGAUAAUCUUGAACAUUAUGAUCAUAUACCUACGGACUGUUAACAUAUACGUACGGAAUGUUAAAAGUGAACUGAAUCUCAAUGAUAUUUCAUGAACACUGAACAUUAUAUUUUCUUACCAAAAAAUUUUAAAACAAAUAAGAAUUAUUAUUCUGUCUUUAUUAUUGUAAAUGUAUUUCAAACAUAUGCAUGCCUCGAUAAAUGUUGUAAUUCA